Molecule: messenger RNA, 1803 nt
Organism: Rotaria socialis
Lineage: Eukaryota; Metazoa; Rotifera; Eurotatoria; Philodinida; Philodinidae
Source: the annotation of a GenBank genome assembly
AUGGCGUGUCUCACCUACCUUCUGCUGGUGCUUGUGUUUACCACAUUGACAACCAUUGAUACUCGUUCAGUUCAACAAGAGCCUAAUAUUGAAUUAUUGUUAACAAAACGUAUAAAUGAAAACAAACGGCUUACGAUGACGAUCGCUAGUUAUCGUCAUCGUUUUGAACAUUCACCUAAUUUUAAAGCAUUUCGAUGGGCACUUAGUCAACAAGCUACUCCACCUUAUUGCGAUUUCUGCUACUUGUUUAUACCUGCGCUUCAAUUUCUCAUCGAAAUUAAUGAAACAGUUCAUAUUGAAAAUGUCACGCUUGUUUUAUGUAAAAAAAUUGAACUCUUUCUCGAUAUUGACGUCUGUUAUGGAGCUGUACAUGAAUAUAAAGAUGCUGUCAUCGAAAUACUAUCAAUAACUCCUCUAAACAGUAAAGAAUUAUGUGCACUUACUUUUGAUUGUGAAAAUCCAGCUGAUUUUCCUAUUCUACGAUGGAAUGUUACUUUGCCUGGUUCGAAACCAACUCCAAAACCACCUCAGCCACCUUCACCUGACUCGCCAAAAUUAAAAAUACUUCAUCUAUCAGAUAUUCACGUAGAUUUCUCCUACAAACCAGAUUCACAAGCAGAUUGUACUAAGCCGUUGUGUUGUCGAGAAGGUCAAGCUAGGCCUGGUCAAGCUGGCGCUGGUUUCUGGGGUGAUUAUCGUAAUUGUGAUAUACCUAUCUGGACAGCUCAAGCUAUGCUACAAUAUGCUUCUGCAAUAGAAGAUUUUGACUUCAUCUAUUAUACUGGUGAUCUACCACCUCACAAUGUAUGGAAUCAAUCACGUGACGAACAAUUGUAUUCGAUUAAAACUAUAAAUCAAUUAUUAACUCAAAUAUUUCCUAAUAAAACUUUCUAUCCCGCCGUUGGAAAUCACGAAGCAGCACCGUGCAAUCUAUUUCCUACACCAGCUAUUCGAUCGGAAAAUAUUUCAUGGUUGUACGAAGCGUUAGCUGAUAGUUGGCUUACACUUGGUUUACCAUCUGAUACACGUGAUACUAUUUCACUUGGAGCUUUUUAUACAACAAUUGUACGUCCCGGUUUACGAUUAAUCUCUCUCAAUAUGAAUUAUUGUUCAUCAGAAAACUAUUGGCUGUUCGUUAACGCAACUGAUCCAUUGGGACAACUUCAAUGGUUAGUCCAAUGGUUACAAUAUGCUGAGGAUCAUGAUGAAAAAGUUCAUAUUAUUGGACAUCAUCCACCACGUUCUUGUUUAGCAGCAUUCAGUUGGAAUUUUCAUAGUAUUGUCAAUCGAUAUGAAAAUACUAUUGCUGGCCAAUUUUAUGGUCAUACUCACAAUGAUGAAUUUAUUGUAUUCUAUGAUGAUGCUGAUAGUCAACGACCUAUAUCAAUGGCCUAUGUAACACCUUCUCUGACUACACAAGCAUUCUUAAAUCCAGGAUAUCGUGUUUAUACAAUGGACGGCUCCUAUCAGAAUAGUUCCUAUUGGGUACUCGAUCAUCGUACGGUGAUUAUGAAUCUGACUGCAUCGAAUUCGUAUAAUAAAACAAUUUUCGUCGACGAAUAUGGAGCACGAGAUGCCUAUCAAAUGCAAAAUUUAUUUCCUCUAGACUGGCAUAAUCUCACUCAGAGAAUGCAAAAUGAUAUUGAUGGGCCACUGAUGACUUUAGCAUACACAUACUAUACAAAAUCUUAUUCGAAUGGAGCCAAAUGUGACCAUGAAUGUCGACGCAGUUUACUAUGCAAUUUUAAAACAGCACGUUCUGAUGAUCCUCAUGCGUGUGACUCUAUCCCAACUUAUCGUUGA